This is a messenger RNA of Dioszegia hungarica, 2535 nucleotides long. RefSeq names its product extracellular elastinolytic metallo proteinase precursor. The transcript is spliced from 6 exons. Bases 1 to 2535 code for a protein of 844 amino acids. NCBI's taxonomy places the organism in Eukaryota, Fungi, Basidiomycota, Tremellomycetes, Tremellales, Bulleribasidiaceae. The record is from RefSeq and is a predicted model, not a curated record. Gene Ontology annotation, molecular function: metalloendopeptidase activity; zinc ion binding.
AUGCGCUCCUCGGCGCUCAUCGCGCUCCUCCCCCUGCUCGCCACCCUAUCCAUCGCCCAUCCCCAUCACCACCACUCCCACCACCGCCACUCAUCCCGCAAGACCCUUGGAUUCGGUCCAUCACACAAGCAUGCUACGUUUGAGCUUCUCCCUAUCGAGCCGGUGAACGGCGAAAUCAGUAUCCAGGGGCUGAGCGAGGUCGAUGUCAAGGCGGUGGCGAGUCGGUUCAUUGAGGACAAGAUUGGCUCUGGCGAGGGCGUAGGAUACUACAUUCGCCCCGACACCUACACCGACCGCUCCACUGGUAUCACCCACGUAUACGCGCGGCAGCUCAUCAACGGCCUCGAGGUCGGUGAUGGAGACAUCAACCUCAACAUUGACCGAGAUGGCCGGGUCAUCUCGUACGGAAACUCCUUCCACCCCGGUGGUGCCUCCCUCACGGUCGACAUGGACCCCAGCAAUGAGGCGGCCGUCCACUGCGCCAAGGUGGACAGGCUUAUCGCCGCCCACAAGGCGGAGAUCGCCGAGAUGAAGGGCGAUGAGGGUGUUUGGGCCAUCGUCAAGACCGCCGCGCGGGCCAUGCUCGGCGGUUUCGGCGGCGAGAAGAAGGUGGUGGAUCACCGGACGAUCCGGUCGCUCUACAAGCAGAUCCACCACCUGAAGCACCAGCAGGAGGCGGUAUGCGGUGGCAAGGCCCAGGCGAUGGGGCAGAUGUUGACCCCCGUCGAAGCGCUCCUUACCCUCCUUCCUCGUCUUCACGCCGAUGCGCGCUCGCUGGCCGAGCUGCGUCUCGAGGACUUCCACUCUACACCCGAGCACACCCUCGCGCCCAAGGCGGCUCCCGCCGAGCCACCCACCGAGCACAUCUCCGGCCCUGGUCUCGCCACCGCCGGUAUCAAGAGCUCCGUCCCCGCCCGGCUCAUGUUCACUCAGACAUCCGAGGGCGCCCCGAGGAUGGUCUGGAAGAUGGAGGUGGAGAUGCAGGAUAACUGGUACGAGGCGUACGUCGAUGUCUUGACGGGCGAGUUGCUGCGGGUGGUCGACUGGGCGAGUGACUACACCUGGGACACUCCCAAGAAGGCCGAGCACCGCGUGGAGGCCAAGAAGGGUGGCAAGCAGAAGCCUCUUCCGGCUCCGCCUACCAAGUACAAGCCUUACACUUACCAGGUCUUCCCAUGGGGUGUGAACGACCCCGAGGUUGGCAAUCUCACCGUCGUUGAGUCUCCCUGGGACACGGUCGCGUCUCCUCUCGGAUGGCACAAGAUCCCCACCUCGUCCAACCCCUGGCCGACCCACUUCAAGGGCACCAACGUCACUGGCAACAGUACCGACUUUUACACUACCGCCGGUAACAAUGUCAUCGCGCACGAAGACUGGGAAGGGCAAAACAACUUCCUCACCAACAAGCGGCCAGUCAACGAGUCUAUGGUCUUUGUGUAUGACUAUGGAGCGGAGGAGGGACUGGCGCCCAAGGAGUACUACGAGAUGGUCGUUACCCAGCUGUUCUACACUUCCAACGUGUAUCACGAUCUCCUCCACCGUAUUGGUUUCGACGAGAUCAGCGGGAACUUCCAGGCGUACAACUUUGGGCUCGGCGGAAGGGGAGGUGAUCCCGUCAUCUGCAACGCUCAAGAUGGAUCGGGCUACAACAACGCAAACUUCAUGACUCCCCCUGAUGGCCAGGCGCCACGAAUGAGGAUGUAUGUCUGGGACACCGCUACACCCUUCAGAGACGGUGAUCUCGAGGCUGGUAUUGUCAUUCACGAGUACAGUCACGGUCUUUCCACUCGUCUUACCGGUGGUCCGGCCAACUCUGGUUGUCUCGGCUUUGGCGAAGCUGGGGGUAUGGGCGAAGGAUGGGGAGACGCGAUCGCCACCCUGAUCCGCCAGAUCGACGAGCACAAGAACUUCCGGAACGGUACCGACGUGUACGCCAUGGGCGCUUGGGCCGCCAACCGGGACACCGGUAUCCGCAACUACAAGUACUCGACCAACUCCUCUACGAACCCGUCCACGUACAAGACGCUCGACAAGCCCGGAUACUGGGGCGUCCACGCUAUCGGCGAGGUCUGGGCUGAGUUCCUCUUUGUCAUGUCGCAGCGCCUGGUAGAGAAGUACGGUUUCUCCAAUACCCUCUUCCCUCCUACCGACACCUCCAAGUCGAACGACUACUACACCAAGACCCUCGCCGAGUCGGUCGACGCGUUCGGCCGCCCCGCACCCUUGAUCCCCAAACACGGAAACACACUCGCCCUCCAGCUCAUCGUCUCGGCGAUGAAGAUUCAGCCGUGUCGCCCGUCCUUCUUUGACGCUCGGGACGCCAUUAUCCAGUCGGACCAGAUCCUCACGGGUGGUGAGAAUGCGUGUCUCAUCUGGAAGGCGUUUGCGGAGCGCGGGCUGGGCGCGGACGCCAAGGUCGUGGGUCAGACCCCGUGGGGCGGAGGAAUUAGGUCGGAUGGGUUCACGGUGCCCCCCAAGGCGUGUGGGAAGGAGGUACCGGGCGAGCCUGAGAAGCCCAAGCACCCGGGUCACUAG